AUGGGCAUAUUUGUUUCGUUGCUCUGGUUCACCUGGAUCGAACUCAUGAGAAGCAAGAUUUUUGAUUUGGCAGAGGAGGUUGAGAAUGUUAGAUCGUUGAGUUCGAUGGAGAAGGAUGUCAAGCGGAUCCCAGGAUCAAACAGCUGCAAACAAAAUGAGUCAGAGACCAGCACUAAAUCGAGUUCUUCCUUGAAAGAAUCAUUAAGCUUCAAAAAUUGGUGCCAGGACCAAACCAAGCUGGAAACUCAUGUUUCACCCAAGAAUCAGCAUAGGGAAGAUGUUAAAAGGGAACCUUAUUCUGCAGAUCAGAUUGGCAAUGAUGCAGAUCUCAAGUUGAACCCAGAAAAUUGUCUCUUGGAGUCCCUAAAGCUUAUAAAAGACCUCGAUGCAGCGGCUGUCAAGUUGCAAAAGGUGUACAAAAGUUAUCGGACACGAAGAAAUUUGGCAGAUUGUGCAGUUGUUGUUGAGGAAUUAUGGUGGAAGGCAUUCGAUUUUGCCUCGCUCAAGCACAGCUCAAUAUCUUUUUUCGGUGGUACAAAGCCAGAGACAGCAGCGUCACGCUGGGCAAGGGCACUAACGAGGGCAGCCAAGGUUGGUAAGGGUUUGUCCAAGAAUAACAAGGCACAAAAGCUGGCACUUCAACACUGGCUUGAAGCUAUCGACCCGCGCCAUCGAUACGGGCACAAUCUGCAUCUUUAUUAUGACGAAUGGUUCAUAAGCGAGAGCAAGCAACCGUUUUUCUACUGGUUGGACAUUGGUGAUGGCAAAGAAGUGAAUCUUGCAAAGUGUCCUAGAAACAAACUUCACCAGGAAUGCGUUAACUAUCUCGGACCGAAAGAAAGGCAGGCUUAUGAGGUCAAUUUGGAGUCUGGAAAAUUUGUAUACAAGCAAAGCGGAACGUUUGUGGACACUACCGAAGGGUCGAAAUGGAUAUUUGUUCUCAGCACAAUCAGCACAUUGUACGUGGGGCAGAAAAUGAAGGGGUCAUUUCACCACUCGAGUUUUCUUGCUGGUGGAGCUACCAUAGCUGCAGGAAGACUGAUCGUGAAAGAGGGAAUUCUGAAGGUUGUUUGGCCAUAUAGUGGACAUUACCUCCCGACUGAAGAAAAUUUCAAGGAAUUCAUCAGCUUUCUUCAAGACAACAAUGUCGACCUCACUGAUGUCCAGAAAUGUCCUGCUGGUGACGACGAUGACUACUCUUCACUCAAGAUGGACAGGAGUAACUCGAUGACAGAUAUGGAUAAGGGCACAGAGGUAGCAGAGGAAUCUACAUCACAUGAAGUAGGAAACCAGAGUGAAAAUGAGGUAGAAGAGGGCCAUCUAUGUUCUUCGAUACCCGAAGAUAGUAAUGUCGAGACCACUUCUGGAUCGGUCGAUCACCACCAUCAGAACUGCACAACUGGGGCUGGGCAUCGCAUUAGGUGUGUUCGCAAGUACCCCACGGAUCUUCAGUUUAAGGCACUCGAGCAAGUUAACCUGUCACCAAGCUCCACGGCUCCCCCUGAUGAGCCGAUCGUAUCUCCCCGUCCAAACUCUGAUAUGAGGCUAUCCCCCACGCUCGCUGGAAUCAGCCUUCCUGCUCCCACGAUCACACUUACUCUUCCUAAACACAGACGCCGCUGAUCCAUCAGCUUGC
Molecule: messenger RNA, 1636 nt
Organism: Musa acuminata subsp. malaccensis (wild Malaysian banana)
Lineage: Eukaryota; Viridiplantae; Streptophyta; Magnoliopsida; Zingiberales; Musaceae
Product: IQ domain-containing protein IQM1-like
Source: RefSeq, a predicted model, not a curated record